Guillardia theta CCMP2712 is the source of this 892-nucleotide messenger RNA. RefSeq lists its product as hypothetical. NCBI's taxonomy places the organism in Eukaryota, Cryptophyceae, Pyrenomonadales, Geminigeraceae. The coding region runs from base 386 to 892 and encodes 168 amino acids. The transcript has a single exon. The record is from RefSeq and is a predicted model, not a curated record.
AACCUGCAGCUGAACCUGAUGCAGGCUGACCAGAUGCUGAACAUGCCGAUCCUGAUGCUGAUCACCAGCAGGAUCACCAGGCUGAUGAAUGCAUGCUGAUCAUAUGCUGAUACUGAUGCUUAUCUCAUGAUGUUGGUACUGAUGCUUACGAUGCUGAUACUGAUGCUUAUCUGAUGUCUGAUCAGAAAAGCUGCGAUAGGGGAACAAGACGAUGUUGAGAAUGCCCUGACUCAGACGAGUCGAUUAGCAUGUCUGCCUGACUAGUCUACUGUUUGGUUCCCGUGAUGGAUGUGAAACCAAAUCCGCCCGUCAAACCGCAAUUCUCAAUUUGUUUUUCUUGAAUUUAGAAAUCUACACUUUUGUUUGAAAAUCAAGGGCUCACAACAUGGAUAAGGACAGGAGAAGCCCUGGCACGAAAGAAGUAGAUCAGCCUGGGGCGAAGAAUCAUUUGCAAGCUGCAGAGGGCAUUGAUCGUCGAAAUAGGAGAAACGUUUGCGAUAUGGAGGAGGGUAAUUUCACCCUGAAUGAAAAGCUGUUCGUGGCUGAAAGACUCUUUGAUCGAAUUCUACAAAGAGAGAUUUUAGUGCAAGCUGUUUUGCAGGGUCAAGACAAGAAGACGUAUCGGGGCAUUCUCGAGGCUAUUUCUCAAAGGGAUCAUCUCGUGAGAGAACUCCUGUCGAAGCAACGUGCCAUGAAAGCGAUCGAGCAAGAGCAAGAACAUCUCCAGGCAAAACUGAAGCAGAUUCAACACGAAAAUCAAAAAUUGAACGAUGCGAGGAUUCUGCUUCAGAGCAAACAAAACCAAGAUGUGGACGAAGAAGUUGACAAAGGCCGUAUCAUGGAGAAAAAGAAGGCAAUUGUUCUGCGAAAUGUUAUCAUCGCGUUGGUAUGA